Messenger RNA from Cuscuta campestris, 1753 nucleotides. The record is from the annotation of a GenBank genome assembly. Lineage: Eukaryota; Viridiplantae; Streptophyta; Magnoliopsida; Solanales; Convolvulaceae.
GGCGAGUACAAAAAGAACGUAAGGUAGAGGAUAAUGGAAAAAAGGAUCAAGAUUGGGAGAGAAAGAGAGAAUGAGAGGGAAGUGUUUGUGGUCCUCAAGGAGAUGUUCAACAACAAGCUCUGAUACCAAAUGUUGUACCCGAGACCUGAGAGUCCCGAUGAAGAAAGUCGGUGAAGUCAACGUCCCCAAAACCGAAGAGGAGUUCACCGAUGAAGAUUGCAAAAAGAUGGAGCUCAACGCAAAGGCAAUAAACAUAAUUUAUUGCGGUGUUAAUGUGGAUGACUACCGCAAAAUCUCGCGGUGUGAAAUCGUAAAACAAAUGUGGGAAAAAUUGGAGCUCACCUUCGAAGGAACCGCACAGGUUCGGGAGGCCAAAAUCGACCACCUCACUCACGAGUAUGAACUCUUCUCUAUGAAGGAAAACGAGAAGAUUGAGGAAAUGUUUGAGAGGUUCUCUAACAUCAUUAAUCCUCUCAAUCUUCUCGGGAAAACAUACACCGACCGAGAGCUCGUGAGAAAGGUACUGCGAAGCCUAUCCCCCAAAUGGCGUUCAGAGGUGGACGCAAUCGAAGAAGGUCGUGACUUCCAAACAACGACCUGUGAUGCUCUUCGAGGUAAUCUUAUUACCUACGAAACCACCCAACCCUCAAAGGUGGUUGAAGAGAGGAACAAGAGGUCUAUUGCUCUACCCGCAACAACAUUAGCCCACAACAACGUUGAUGAUGAAGAUGAUGACAGCGACGACACCGACCUCGGACUCUUUGUCCGAAAAUUCAAGAAGAUGAUGCUUAAGAAGGGAGCCAAGAAGAACACUCCACCCAAAUGCUAUGGGUGUGGUGAAAUUGGACACAUCAAACCAAUGUGUCCGAAGCUCAAGAACGAGAAGGACAAGAGGGCACCGAAGAAGCAACGUGCCUACAUUUCUUGGGAGAACGACGGCUCCGGGAGCGAAGACUCGGAAACGGAGGAAGUGGACAAUCUAUGUCUCAUGGCCAUUGAAGAUGGAGAAACAUCAAAAGAGGUGUGCUUGAAGGCUUCGAGUACCUCUUGGUAUCUCGAUAGCAGAUGCUCCAAGCACAUGACCGGAGACGCUUCCAAAUUUAGGAGUUUAGAGUAUUUCAAAGGUGGCAAUGUCGUUUUUGGUGACAACAACAAAGGGAGAAUCAUUGGAAGUGGCACCGUCGGGAGAGACAAUGCUACAACCGUUGAGAACGUUCUUGUUGAGGGCCUCAAGCACAAUCUUCUUAGCAUUAGCCAAUUGUGCGAUAGAGACUCCUAACACGCACUCAAAAAGUAGCCAACUUUAGAGAUAUUUCAUUAGGAAAUUUUGCUAAAAUAGCAUCACACUAUUUUAAUGAAAUUACUCAAAGAGUAACACAAACUUUUCAUUCAAUAAUCUGGUUCUUACAAUGGCCUCAUGGCUGAAGUAUUUAUACAACAACAAAUAAGGAAAAAUACAAGAACAAUGAAGGAAGAAUACAACAAGGAAGUUUCCUACUUCUUUCCUACAAAUCAAUGCUUAAUGCCCAUCCAUGUGAGUUGAUUUUCCAUGAUGCUUCUCCUGAUUUUGAGCUGAUCUUCUUUGGGUUUAUUUGGGUAGAAAUUUCGUGCAUAUAAGGAAGAAAACAAAGGGGAAUCAAGCUUUAGACUUUUGUGAAUAAAAUGCCAAAACAGCACUAUUCAUUCAAUGACUUUGUUUCUGAUUUUGUUCCUUUGUUUCAAAAGUGAUUAUGCUUUUGUUUUGUGGAAGAAA